AUGAAAUUUAUAAUCUCAUAAUUUCAGUAUCUAACCUCUCCCUUUUGAUCUCCUAUAAUCAGUUAGAUACGGCAAGCAGCACCUGUUCCAUUUGAGUUCAGCAGCACAUACUGAAUGCUCUCAGGUACUCGCCUGACUUCGGGGUAACUGAGAAUCAUGAGGGGUCUAGGCAUGCACUUUGGCAUUAGAGAUGCUUGUGAUCUGUUCAGAAAGAUGAAGACAUUCUCACCAAGGGUACAGUAGCUCUGCUGGUUUGCAUUAUUUUCAUGUCUCUCCAGAUAACUUCCUCCCUUUUCCUUCUCGCAGUUUAUUCUGAAAUGUUAAUUUCUUUUUUAGAAAAAAGUCAUACUUUUGAGAUCAUGUAUUACCAAGACCAGCCUCCCAACUUUUAUAGCUAAAAAUUUAAAUUCCUUUCUCUAUAAAUUAAAUUCUUAUUCAAGAAUUCAGUGCUUGGAAGAAUGGAUGGAGGGGCUGAAUGGAUAGAAAGAAAGGAAAAAUGGAGUUUUUCUUUGAUUUUUUUGAAAAAUAGCACUUUUCUCUACCAUCUCUUUUAGAUGCUAGAAUAUUAAGGAAGUCCUUAACUGUAAUUUUGAUAAGUACCAGAAAUAGGUGAUUUGUGAAAUUCUGAAUCUUGAUGGGAAACACCCAUUAUAUGCUUUUUAAGAAGACCACUAGUGAAAGUUAGUGUAAAUAUCAAUAAAUAUCAAGUUCAAAUUAAGGCCUUACUCAUUGCCUAAAGAAUACCAAUAUACUUAUAAUAUGGAUUUAAUACAAACUAUACCAUGUUUCUUGCAGGAGAAGACACAGUAUUACCUUAAAUAGGUGUUAGUCCCAAACUAAUAUCAACUUAUGGCAGUUAUUGAAAAUUAAAGAAAAAACAGACAAACCAAAACCCUGAGGAUUAUUUUUGCAACUAGUCAAAACGCACAUGGAAUAAUAAGCCAAUGAGAAGAUCACAGAACAUCAUGGGGAGGGAAAUCAGGGAUGGGAGACAUCUAACUUUACCAAUUUUAAAACAGUAUUCAAAACUAGAAUGUUACUGGUGUAGAGGAUGAGAUACAACUGAUGAAUGAAAUAGCCCGGAAUGUUUAGAAGUAGUUGUUCUAGAUAUGAAUCCAUGCUGAUAAAGUGUUUUUAAAAAACCAGCUCAUGGGGAGGAGUUCAUUAUAAAUACAUACAGAAACAUGAAAUAGCAAUUUUGAAAAGCUUAAUUCUUGCUUUAUGACCCUAAAAGUUUCAAAUGUGUGAAAGGGUUAACUAUUUUUAACUCAUAAAAGUGUUAAUACAAAAUGAUUUUGUUUUGAGAUCAAUGAGGGAAAAAACCAUGAAUGAAGAGGUGAUUCCAAACAAGUAGCCUCCACAUAGAGCAAGUCCCCUACAUACGAAGAAGUUCUAUUCUGAGAGCACAUUCCUAAAUUGAGUUUGUCUGUUAAUCCAACAAAGUUACGUAGGUAUCCAACUAACACGGUCGGCUAUGUAGUACUGUACUGUAGUAGGUUUAUAGUACUUUUCACACAAGUAAUGCAUUUGAAAAAACAAGAAAGAAAACAUUUUUAGGGGCGGGACCCGCUCUGCACAAACACCGCGGGCCGGGCCGAGCUGGGAGCGUGCAGCCCGCUGCCCAACGCCCGCCGGCUCCCUCGCGCCCCUGCCCGCCGCCCCGGAGGAGCGCCCGGCGGCCGGCCGACGGGAGCGCAGGCGGCACACCCCGCCCCGGCACGCCCCGCGGGGCUCGGGAGGAGGCAGCGCGCUUACUGUUCCGGCAGCCGAGGACGCCGCCGGGGAGCCGAGGCGCCGGCCAGCCCCCAGCGCGCCCAGCUUCUGCGGAUCAGAAAUCAGAACGCUGCACCUUCGCUUCCUCCCAGCCCUGCCUCCUUCUGCAGAACGGAGCUCAAUAGAACUUGGUACUUUUGCCUUUUACUCUGGGAGGAGAGAAGCAGACGAUGAGGAGAAAAUAAUGAAUGUCAAAGGAAAAGUGAUUCUGUCAAUGCUGGUUGUCUCAACUGUCAUUGUUGUGUUUUGGGAAUAUAUCCACAGCCCAGAAGGCUCUUUGUUCUGGAUAAAUCCAUCAAGAAACCCAGAAGUUGGUGGCAGCAGCAUUCAGAAGGGCUGGUGGCUUCCGAGAUGGUUUAACAAUGGUUACCAUGAAGAAGAUGGAGACAUAGACGAAGAAAAGGAACAAAGAAAGGAAAACGAAAGCAAGCUUAAGCUAUCGGACUGGUUCAACCCAUUUAAACGCCCCAAGGUUGUGACCAUGACGAACUGGAAGGCACCUGUGGUGUGGGAAGGCACUUACAACAGAGCCGUCUUAGACGGUUAUUAUGCCAAGCAGAAAAUUACCGUCGGAAGAAACAUUGAGCAUUACUUGGAGGAGUUCUUAAGGUCUGCUAAUAAGCACUUCAUGGUUGGCCACCCAGUCAUCUUUUAUAUCAUGGUGGAUGAUGUCUCCAGGAUGCCUUUGAUAGAGUUGGGUCCUCUGCGCUCCUUCAAGGUGUUUAAGAUCAAGCCUGAGAAGAGGUGGCAGGACAUCAGCAUGAUGCGUAUGAAGACCAUCAGGGAGCACAUUGUGGUCCACAUCCAGCAUGAGGUUGACUUCCUUUCCUGCAUGGAUGUGGACCAGGUCUUCCAAGACAAGUUUGCGGUGGACACCCUGGGAGAGUCGGUGGCCCAGCUACAAGCCUGGUGGUACAAGGCAGAUCCCAAUGACUUCACCUACGAGAGGCGGAAGGAGUCUGCAGCAUACAUUCCCUUCGGUGAAAGGGAUUUUUAUUACCACGCAGCCAUUUUUGGGGGAACACCCACUCAGGUCCUUAACAUCACCCAGGAAUGCUUCAAAGGAAUCCUCAAGGACAAGAAAAAUGACAUAGAAGCCCAAUGGCAUGAUGAAAGCCAUCUAAACAAGUAUUUCCUUCUCAAGAAACCUACUAAAAUCUUAUCCCCAGAAUACUGCUGGGAUUAUCACAUAGGCCUACCUGCGGAUAUUAAGCUUGUCAAGAUGUCUUGGCAGACAAAAGAGUAUAAUGUGGUUAGAAAUAAUGUCUGCCUUUGUGCCAGUACAUUUCUGAAUUUGAGAAAGUAUUAUUCUGGCUACUUCCUCAGAAAAGUAACACUUAAUUUUAACUUAAAAAAAAAAUACUAACAAAAGACCAACACAGCAAAUACAUAUUAUUUCUCCUUGUAACUUUGAGCCUUGUAAUACAGGAGAAUGAACCUGUGGUAAUCAGA
This is a messenger RNA of Bubalus bubalis (water buffalo), 3225 nucleotides long. RefSeq names its product N-acetyllactosaminide alpha-1,3-galactosyltransferase-like. The transcript has a single exon. NCBI's taxonomy places the organism in Eukaryota, Metazoa, Chordata, Mammalia, Artiodactyla, Bovidae. Gene Ontology annotation, molecular function: hexosyltransferase activity. Gene Ontology annotation, biological process: carbohydrate metabolic process. The record is from RefSeq and is a predicted model, not a curated record. Gene Ontology annotation, cellular component: vesicle; membrane; Golgi apparatus. Bases 1958 to 3139 code for a protein of 393 amino acids.